AAUAGGACUAAUAAGUUGGGUAAGCACAUUGUUCUCUCGACACAUUAGGAAUAUCGAGAAAAAACACGCUGGAUUAUUCGAAAAAAAGUAUUUGAGAACAAUCAUCUGUUUGUGACAUGAGGAUGUACAAAUUUUUAGAAUUUUAAUUUAACAUAAAACAGCAUACAGUUUGUGGUUUAAAUAAGAAAAUUGUGUCCAGCAGUUGUAUAUUAUUAUACCACAAUGAAGUGUCACUACGAAGUAUUAGGAGUUGAAAGAAACGCUUCUGACGAUGAUAUAAAAAAGGCAUACAGAAAGCUAGCAUUGAAAUGGCAUCCAGAUAAGAAUCUCGAUAAUCCGAAUGAAGCUAAGGAACAAUUUCAACUUGUCCAACAAGCAUGGGAGAUACUGAGCGAUCCUCAUGAGCGUACUUGGUACGACAAUCAUCGAGAGGCCAUUCUGAAGGGUGGUAUCGGAGAGAAUUACAAGGAUGACUCCAUCAAUCUUUUCCCAUAUUUCUCCGCUACAUGCUUUAAGGGUUAUAAGGAUGAUGAGAAAGGUUUCUACACCAUCUACCGAAAUGUCUUCGAAAAAUUAGCUGCAGAAGACGCCGAGUUUGCUAAAGACAGCGAGUCCGAUGAAGAGAUUCCUAGCUUCGGCGAUUCUCAAAGUUCUUACGAAGACGUAGUACACAAUUUUUACGCUUACUGGCAAAGCUACAGCACCAAGAGAUCCUAUGCUUGGUUAGAUCCUUAUGAUAUACGUAACAUGCCGAACCGACGUAUCCUCAGGCUCGCCGAGAAGGAGAACAAGAAAGUACGCGAGAAGGCGAGACGCGAGAGAAAUGAACAAGUACGCAAUCUGGUCGCCUUCGUCCGAAAACGUGACAAGCGAGUGCAAGCUUACGCAGAGAAGCUGGCUGAGCGUGCUCGCGAGAACUUUCGUAAGACAGAGGAGCGCAGAAAAGCGCAUCUGUUGGAAAGACAGAGAUUAUUGCACGACCACAACGAAUCUGAAUGGUCCAAGUUCUCGAAUAUUGAGGCAGAAUUGAAGAAUAUCGAGGCGAAUCUGACCGCGGAAUUUGGAAUGGAUCAUAAAGAAGCAACUAUGGAAAAUGACAAUACGCUUUAUUGCAUCGCCUGCAAUAAGAUUUUCAAAACGAACAAGGCCUUUAUAAACCAUGAAAAUUCGAGAAAGCAUAAAGAAAAUGUCAGCAAGCUCAAGUAUAUUACAAUAGACGAGGACAGUUCUCGUGAAAGUGAUUCAAGCACAGAAUCAACUUCUCUAAACGGGCCCAAGUUAGCAACAAAUUCGCAGAUGCCAGAUUUCUUACUGAAUCCCGAAAAUGAUAUAAAACCUGAUGAUGAAGAUAAUGAAGAUAUCUCUUCAGCUGAAUUGAUAUCAGAUAAUGAAGAGGAUUCGGAAAAUGAAGAAAGAAAGAAAAAUAAAGAUGUGAAUAAUAAAGAUGUCCCACUAGCUACAGGAUCACAAAUGGAUGAAAGCAUUUCAUUCUCACCUAAGAUAGAAAAUGAAGAUGAUAAUAUAACAUCCGAGGACGAAUUAAUAUCUGAUCAGGAGGAAGAAAUCUCGGUGUCAUAUCAUCAAAAGAAGAAGAAAAAGCGGAAUACUCUGAAUUUACAUCCUAUGAUGGAGCAUGAUGCUAGUGAUGAGGACACAGAGAAUACUAAUGAAGAAAUGUGGUUAUCAAAAAAACAACGCAAAAAAUUACAACAUAAAAAUGUAGUAAGCAGCAUGAAUAAACAGCAAAAUAAGAAUGAAGAGACGCCCAUUAAGGAGAAACAACAGACAAACAGCGAAAAUGAAGUAGCAGAAGAGACAGAAAUUAAUGGAAGCUUGAAAGCCAAUAAGACGAAGAAAACGUGCAGAAAAGAGAAACGAGAAAAUAAAAGUAAAGAUAAAAAGAAUCCAGUCAUGAAUGUUGAUGACUUGGCUCAUUGCUGCGCUACCUGCUCAAUGGAGUUUCCUAGCAAAAAUAAAUUAUUUCAGCAUUUAAAGAAAACUGGACAUUCUGUAUAUAUACCAGAAUUAGUGAAAAAUAAAAAGACUCAGCAAAAAAGAGAAAAGACAACGUCCAAAAGAAAAGACACUUUAGACAAGGGAUGGAGUGAAUUAUCGGAGUAAAUCUCGCGUACGCGCGAAUUAUAGUUAAUUAUUUAAAUUACAGUUUAAUCAAAGUACAUAAUUAAAUUGCAGUUUAAUUUAUUAUGAUUGAUGUGACAGCAUGGCAUAAACAUCAUAAAAAUUGUAUUGUUUAUGUAUAUAUUGUAUAAAGUAAAAAAAUAUUUAAAUACUGUAAUUCGAAUUGUUUGAUGUCGAACUCUUUCUUAGUUCCUUUACGAGUUAUAUUGAUAUGGAAAUGGAAAUUAUAAAUGUGCUUCAACAGGAGCAACGAAAAUUAAAAUUACAUGUCAUCAUAUUGUAAACAUACCACAAAUAAUUUUA
This is a messenger RNA of Camponotus floridanus (Florida carpenter ant), 2442 nucleotides long. Its product is annotated as dnaJ homolog subfamily C member 21. NCBI's taxonomy places the organism in Eukaryota, Metazoa, Arthropoda, Insecta, Hymenoptera, Formicidae. The record is from RefSeq and is a predicted model, not a curated record. Gene Ontology annotation, cellular component: cytoplasm. Gene Ontology annotation, molecular function: nucleic acid binding; zinc ion binding. The transcript is spliced from 2 exons. Bases 223 to 2121 code for a protein of 632 amino acids.